This is a messenger RNA of Hirsutella rhossiliensis, 1185 nucleotides long. RefSeq names its product ABC transporter transmembrane domain-containing protein. Bases 1 to 1185 code for a protein of 394 amino acids. Gene Ontology annotation, molecular function: ATP hydrolysis activity; ABC-type transporter activity; ATP binding. Lineage: Eukaryota; Fungi; Ascomycota; Sordariomycetes; Hypocreales; Ophiocordycipitaceae. Gene Ontology annotation, cellular component: membrane. The transcript is spliced from 5 exons. The record is from RefSeq and is a predicted model, not a curated record. Gene Ontology annotation, biological process: transmembrane transport.
AUGAACCACAGGUCCGCCAUCAACGGGUCCACAGACACGGGACUCAGGCUCCCUCCCAGCACGGCCGGCCAUUUUGAGCUCGAAACGUUUCCCUCUAUUACACUUCUCGGCCAGAGCAGCCCGUACUUCAGGACGUGUCUUUGGAGGCCUCAGCAUUCUGCCGUCGCCGCCGCGGCCCGAGAGGGGCGAGACGUGUCCGAGGCUGCCCAGGAACAGGGACCGACAGUGGUGGAGAUUGUCGACAUGGUCGAGAAGGCGGCGGCUCUUGCAGACGCCACGCGCUUCAUUCACAACUUGCCCGAGGGCCUGGGCACUAUUGUCGGGGCCAGCGGGACGCGGCUCAGCGGCGGCCAGAGACAACGCAUCGCCAUUGCCCGAGGGCUCGUCAAGGAUCCCAAAGGCAGAACCGUCAUCUCGGUGGCCCAUCGUCUAUCCACCAUCAAAAAGGCAGGCAAGAUCAUCGUCAUGAGCGACGGCCGGGUCGCGGAGCAAGGCACAUAUAGUGAGCUCAUGGAAAAGCACGGCACGUACUCUGGUUUUGUCGAGCUUCAAAACCGAAACACUCGUUCCGCGGGCCAAAUAGUUCACGACGGCGCCUCGAUCUGCCUCGUGAAGCGGCGCCAGCGAGUGAUGCGGUCGAGAAGAGCGGUUGCUGGCCUAAGCGGGUCCGUCAUCGGCACCGUCUUGUCCAUCUACACCAACCUCGUCGCGGCCAUUGUCCUGACGUUUGUCGUGGCCUGGAAGAUUGCCAUUCUAUGCCUGGCCAUUAUGCCGCUCCUUCUAGGAGUCGGCAUUACGCAGCUGCGCACCCUGGCCAAGUUUAAGGAGAAGCACGAGCAUGCCUUUACUAAGUCCGUCGGCAUUAGCGUCGAGGCCGUCGACUCCAUUAAGACCGUCGCCGCGCUGUCGCUCGAGGACGCAAUCUUAGCAGAGUACCGCCGCACGCUCGACAGGCCGCGCCGCGAGGCGAUGGCAAUCAGCUUCUACGCCAGUCUCUGGCUGGCACUGCAGUAUCUUAUCGGCAACCUAACCUUUGGGCUGGCGUUUGCUGCGAGAGGAGUCGGCCCAGACAUCCAGUAUCAAGCUUCAGUGGGCGACGACCUUCCGCUCUUCCGCGCACAGGACGCCGCGCUCGAGGCGCUGCACUUUAGCACGUACCCCUUGAUGCUCGCGUGUUCUCUCUAA